Messenger RNA from Lachancea sp. 'fantastica', 342 nucleotides. The record is from the annotation of a GenBank genome assembly. Lineage: Eukaryota; Fungi; Ascomycota; Saccharomycetes; Saccharomycetales; Saccharomycetaceae.
AUGACAACUUCCAAGACAGUUCCAUCGAAGGAGCACGCCAAGCUUUUAUCGCGGCGCGAAGAGCUCGCUAAACAAGAAGUGUCGCUGAAACGAGAAUAUACCACGAUGUUGCGAAAACUUGCAAGCAUCACAGCAGUACUGCAAAACUUAGAAGAGGAUACAGAUGCCUCAAAGAGAGUGAUUUCAGAAACUGUGUUAUCGAAAGUGCCAGAUCUUAAGCCAUAUUCGAUUUUGCUCGAGGAAGUCAAUAAUAAGGCCCCACAAGACAUUGAAAUACCAGAUUUCCUGCAGGAUUCGUACGCUCUUUACAAAAAUGCACCUCUUCUGUAUAAAGAUUUGUGA